Dimorphilus gyrociliatus is the source of this 2068-nucleotide messenger RNA. The record is from the annotation of a GenBank genome assembly. Lineage: Eukaryota; Metazoa; Annelida; Polychaeta; Dinophilidae.
AUUCAGAUGUCACCACUGGUGCAAUAAAGGUGAAGGUUACGUCCCGCCCAUGGCUUUAAUAAGAAUAAUUACCAAAUUUGCAAAAGAACAUAGAGUUUUAAGAACAGUUCAGCGAAGAGCAUCUAAUAUAUGCUCUACUUUCAUUCCAGAAUUCGAAAAUCAUCCAGAAAUUUCAUCCUACGAUGAUUUAUAUGCCUUUAGUUUGAAAAAUACAGAUGAAUUUUGGGGAACUUUAGCUAAAUCAAGAUUAAGUUGGCAAAAACCUUUUGAAACCGUCAGCGAUUGCAACCUAUCAGAAGGUCAAGCACGUUGGUUUGAUGGCGGACAAUUAAAUGCAGCUGUUAAUUGCGUAGAAAGACAUGCUCAAGAAAAUCCAGAUAGAAUUGCCCUUAUUUGGGAGAAAGAUGAACCCGGUACCCAAGUUAACAUCACUUAUAAAGAGUUACACGAACAAACUUGUAAAAUGGCCAAUACUCUUGAAAGUCAUGGUAUUAAGAAAGGCGAUAGGGUUGUUAUUUACAUGCCAGUUUCUCCAAUGGCAAUUGAAGCUAUGAUGGCAUGCGCAAGAAUAGGAGCUGUACACUCUGUGGUCUUUGCUGGAUUUAGCGCCGAAGCUUUAGCUUCGAGAAUAGUCGAUGCUAAUGCUGAAACGGUUAUAACCGCUGAUGAAGGUGUUAGAGGAGGAAAACUUAUCAGUUUAAAAAAAACCGUUGAUGAAGCUGUAAAGAACAGUCAUUGUGUAAAACGAGUAUUUGUUUACAAAAGAACCGGUAACGAAGUAUCAAAAAGUUCACUCGAUAUUUGCUUAGAAGAGCAAAUGUCUAAGGCCAGUCCGGUUCACAAGGCAGCUAUCCUCGACAGCGAAGAUCUAUUGUUUAUCCUUUAUACUUCCGGUUCUACGGGCAAGCCAAAAGGAAUUGCUCAUUCAAUUGGUGGCUAUCUUCUUUAUGCUUCGUUCACCCAACAAACUGUUUUUAAUUAUCAACCUGGUGAUAUAUUUGGCUGUGUAGCGGAUAUCGGUUGGAUUACGGGUCAUUCGUACGUUGUAUAUGGUCCUCUCUGUAAUGGAGCAACUACUGUAAUCUUUGAGAGUGUUCCGACUUAUCCGGACCCUGGAAGAUAUUGGGAAAUGGUUGAGAGAUUGAAAAUUAAUCAAUUUUAUGGUUCACCAACUGCUUUACGUCUUCUUUUAAGAUACGAUGAUUCUUUCGUUACAAAGUACGACAGAAGUUCAUUAAAAACUCUUGGCUGUGUUGGUGAACCCCUAAAUCACGAAGCAUGGUCAUGGUUCCAUACAGUUGUUGGAGAAAAGAGAUGCGAUGUUGUCGAUACAUGGUGGCAAACUGAAACGGGAGGUAUAUCAAUAACUCCUCGGCCAUCUGCUCCUGGUGCUCAUAUCGAAGGUGGUAUGCCAAUGCGUCCAUUUUUGGGACAACAACCAUGUAUCGUGGGAAAUGAUGGUAAAAUACAAUCGGGAAAUGACGUUGAAGGUGCUUUAUGUUUGGCUACUCCCUGGCCAGGGAUGGCUAGAACAAUUUAUGGCGAUUCAAAGAGAUUUGUUGAAACUUACUUUAGAUUAUCGGAUGGUGUAUACUUUUCGGGAGAUGGUGCUCACAGACACUCUAAUGGCUAUUAUCAAAUAACCGGUAGAAUGGAUGAUGUUAUAAACGUUUCAGGCCAUAGAUUGGGUACCGCCGAAAUUGAAGAUGCCAUGGAUGAACACAAGGAUGUAAGCGAGACAGCAGUUGUUGGAUUCCCACACGAACUUAAAGGCGAAGGAAUCUACGCAUUUGUAAGCUUGAAGGAGUCAAUAAAAGAAACCCCAGAAGAAAUUAUAGAUGAUUUAAAGAAAGUUGUAAAAACUAAAAUUGCUUCUUACGCUGUCCCUGAUUUUAUACUGAUUACGUCAGCACUGCCAAAAACAAGAUCUGGGAAGAUUAUGAGACGAAUUCUGAGAAAAAUUGCAGCCAAUAAAGAAGAUGAAUUGGGUGAUAUAUCAACUCUAGCCGAUCCUGAAUCAGUUUCCCAACUUGUUGAAAGUCAUAAGAAUAUGAUGAGAACGAAAUAG